CCCGUGGCCACGUGCCCUUCAAACAACUCUAGCACACCGUCCGGACAAACAAACACACUCUGGAGUAUAAAGGUCCAGCGCUUUAACCUCCUCUAAAAUACAGGUUGGUUUACAGAGGAGGCAGUGGUCAUCCCAAGCAUUAGGUAACACUGAGUCCUCGGAACUAGUAAGAGGAACAGUCUGAACAAACAGUUUGGCUGAUUGGUGCAAAGAAAAAAAAAGGAUACAAAAGGGGAUCCAGGGAAUUGUACGAAGACAACACAGAGACCGGACUUCCAACACAAAAAAAAAGACCCAUCGUUUGUGAAUAAUCCCGAACUGGUGGACUGCCUUCAAGACACUACUCCUCCUUCCCUCCUCUCUCUCUCUCUCUCUCUCUCUCUCUCUCUCUCUCUCCCUCCUCAUCAAGACCAGAGCCUCCUCUUCUUCCAUCCCUCCCGCUGGCUCCUGCCUCCUCCCUGUAGUGGACCUCCUUGCCCCCCAUGAGCGUGUCCAACUCUUCCAACGCCUUCCGAUCGGAGCGUAGUUUCCACCAGACCUCCUCAGGCUCUUCCGGAAGCCCCUUCAUGGAGAAGAACAGGGGCCUGUUCACCGAGGACUUUGGCUCAUUCAUUGGUCCCGGGAGCGAGCCCUUGGGUUUUCCUAGUGGGGCCGGGAAGAUCAAGACCCUGGGAGACUCAUACCAGUUUACAGUCGACGUUCAGGACUUCUCCCCGGAAGAUGUGAUCGUCACCACAUCCAACAACCAGAUUGAAGUCCGCGCCGAAAAGCUGGCCCCGGACGGCACGGUGAUGAACACCUUCACACACAAGUGCCAGCUCCCUGAGGACGUGGACCCCACCUCGGUGGCCUCAUCGCUGGGCACCGAUGGGGCGUUGACCGUCAGGGCCCGGAGGUUCCCCGCCAAGCACGAGCACCUGCAGACGUUCCGCACGGAGAUCAAGAUCUAGAGAGGAGCCAUUGCCAUGCACUUCCUUCAUGUCUGGUUUUUUUAUUCUCCUUCACCCCCCCCCUGAUUUCUGAUGUCGAUACUAGCGCUUUUUCUUGUUACCGUUAGUUGUAUUUUUAAGUAUUUUUUUCCUCUGAUACAACUUUUUGUAUCAGUAAUUUAAGAGUUUAAUUUAAGUUUUAAAACUUUCCCUGCUUACUAAUCACAAUAAUGUUAAGGAGUAAUUGCACAUUAUAUUUCUGUGACAUAAAAAAAAGUCUGUUUUGGGAAUAGAUAUUGUUUUGUGUGAGACUGUGUUCACUGUGGGCAAAUUUUUAAUAAUAUAACCAAAGCAAUAAAAAAGUGUUGAGGGAAUUCCUACUUUUUAUUCAAUGCUGAAUAAUAUACUUAAGAAUACACCCACAUUAUAAGAACAACCUCAGAAACCACCUCGACGAUUGAACAUCUUACAUAUUGGUACUUAUAUAUAAUGUAUAGCAUUUUAUGUCUAAUGUGAUAAUACGUUUGCCACCUGUGAUUGUUCUUAUUCUAUGUAAAGCUAUAGAUUUACAUUAAACUCGAUACAUCUACCCCAUA
Gadus morhua (Atlantic cod) is the source of this 1525-nucleotide messenger RNA. RefSeq names its product heat shock protein family, member 7 (cardiovascular) (gene hspb7). The record is from RefSeq and is a predicted model, not a curated record. Gene Ontology annotation, biological process: heart development. The coding region runs from base 483 to 950 and encodes 155 amino acids. Gene Ontology annotation, cellular component: nucleus; cytoplasm. Lineage: Eukaryota; Metazoa; Chordata; Actinopteri; Gadiformes; Gadidae. The transcript has 3 exons.